Molecule: messenger RNA, 3621 nt
Organism: Ceratotherium simum simum (southern white rhinoceros)
Lineage: Eukaryota; Metazoa; Chordata; Mammalia; Perissodactyla; Rhinocerotidae
Source: RefSeq, a predicted model, not a curated record
AGGUCACCUCCUGAGAGCCAGUGGGAGACCUUGCCCUCCUCUUGGAUUACGUGGCCUACGAGACGUGGUCAGCGAGACUCGGAGCUUCUGUGGCUGUGGUCCAAGCCUGCCCGUUGGCUGUACUUGUAUGUGUCGUUGGAACUUUUGAGCUCUUUGGAGCUAUUGUUUACGUGGAAAUUUUGAGCCAUUUUGAACCUCUUGAAGGAGUAGACGCUGCUAGCAAUGAGCUCCCAAAGCCAUCCAGAUGGACUUUCUGGCCGAGACCAGCCAGUGGAGUUGCUGAACCCUGCCCGCGUGAACCACAUGCCCAGCACAGUGGACGUGGCCUCGGCGCUGCCUUUGCAAGUCGCCCCCCCGGCCGUGCCCAUGGACCUCCGCCUGGACCACCAAUUUUCACUGCCCGUGACGGAGCCCACCCUCCGGGAGCAGCAGCUGCAGCAGGAGCUCCUGGCCCUCAAGCAGAAGCAGCAGCUCCAGAGGCAGAUCCUCAUCGCCGAGUUCCAGAGGCAGCACGAGCAGCUCUCCCGGCAGCACGAGGCCCAGCUGCACGAGCACAUAAAACAACAGCAGGAGCUGCUGGCUAUGAAGCACCAGCAGGAGUUGCUGGAGCAUCAGCGGAAGCUGGAGAGACACCGCCAGGAGCAGGAGCUGGAGAAGCAGCACCGCGAGCAGAAGCUGCAGCAGCUCAAGAACAAGGAGAAAGGCAAAGAGAGUGCCGUGGCCAGCACAGAAGUGAAGAUGAAGCUGCAAGAGUUUGUCCUCAACAAAAAGAAGGCGCUGGCCCACCGGAACCUGAACCACUGCAUUUCCAGUGACCCCCGCUACUGGUACGGGAAGACGCAGCACAGUUCCCUUGACCAGAGUUCCCCGCCCCAGAGUGGGGUGUCGGCCUCCUACAACCACCCGGUCCUGGGAAUGUACGACGCCAAAGAUGACUUCCCUCUCAGAAAAACAGCUUCUGAACCCAAUCUGAAAUUACGGUCCAGGCUAAAGCAGAAAGUGGCUGAAAGACGGAGCAGCCCCCUGUUACGCAGGAAAGAUGGGCCAGUGGUCACCGCUCUGAAAAAGCGCCCACUGGAUGUCGCAGACUCGGCGUGCAGCAGUGCCCCAGGCUCCGCGCCCAGCUCGCCCAACAACAGCUCCGGGAACGUCAGCACGGAGAACGGGAUCGCGCCCGCCGUCCCUAGCAUCCCGGCCGAGACCAGCUUGGCGCACAGACUCGUGACGCGAGAAGGCUCCGUGGCACCGCUCCCCCUCUACACGUCACCCUCCUUGCCUAACAUCACCCUGGGUCUUCCUGCCACCGGCCCUGCCACUGGGGCGGCAGGCCAGCAGGAAGCCGAGAGGCUCACUCUCCCAGCCCUCCAACAGCGAAUCUCCCUCUUUCCCGGCACCCACCUCACUCCCUACCUGAGCACGGCACCCCUGGAGCGAGACGGCGGGGCGGCUCACAACCCCCUUCUGCAGCACAUGGUCCUGCUGGAGCAGCCGCCCGCACAGACGCCCCUCGUCACAGACUGGUAUCUUUCAGGCCUGGGAGCGCUGCCCCUGCACGCACAGUCUCUGGUGGGUACGGACCGGGUGUCCCCCUCCAUCCACAAGCUGCGGCAGCACCGCCCACUGGGGCGCACCCAGUCGGCCCCGCUGCCCCAGAACGCGCAGGCCCUGCAGCACCUGGUCAUCCAGCAGCAGCACCAGCAGUUCCUGGAGAAGCACAAGCAGCAGUUCCAGCAGCAGCAGCUGCAUAUGAACAAGAUUAUCCCCAAAGCCAGCGAGCCGGCCCGGCAGCCCGAGAGCCACCCUGAGGAGACGGAGGAGGAGCUCCGCGAGCACCAGGCCCUCCUGGAGGAGCCCUACCUGGACCGGCUCUCCGGGCAGAAGGAGGCGCACGCGCUGGCCGGAGUGCGGGUGAAGCAGGAGCCCAUCGAGAGUGACGACGAGGAGGCUGAGCCCCCACGAGAGGCGGAGCCAGGCCAGCGCCAGCCCACGGAGCAGGAGCUGCUCUUCAGACAGCAAGCCCUCCUCCUGGAACAGCAGCGGAUCCACCAGCUGAGGAACUACCAGGCGUCGAUGGAGGCCGCUGGCAUCCCCGUGUCCUUCGGCGGCCACCGGCCUCUAUCCCGGGCACAGUCGUCCCCAGCGUCUGCCACUUUCCCCAUGUCUGUGCAGGAGCCCCCCACCAAGCCGAGGUUCACCACAGGCCUCGUGUACGACACGCUGAUGCUGAAGCACCAGUGCACCUGUGGGAACACUAACAGCCACCCGGAGCACGCUGGGAGGAUCCAGAGCAUCUGGUCCCGGCUGCAGGAGACCGGCCUCCGAGGCAAAUGUGAGUGUAUCCGCGGACGGAAGGCCACCCUGGAGGAGCUGCAGACGGUGCAUUCAGAGGCACACACCCUGCUCUAUGGCACCAACCCCCUCAACAGGCAGAAACUGGACAGUAAGAAACUUCUAGGCUCGCUCACGUCGGUGUUUGUCAGGCUGCCCUGUGGUGGUGUCGGGGUGGACAGCGACACCAUAUGGAACGAGGUGCACUCAUCGGGGGCGGCCCGCCUGGCCGUGGGCUGCGUGGUAGAGCUGGUCUUCAAGGUGGCCACGGGGGAGCUGAAGAAUGGCUUUGCCGUGGUCCGCCCUCCAGGACAUCAUGCAGAGGAGAGCACACCCAUGGGGUUCUGCUACUUCAAUUCCGUGGCCAUUGCAGCCAAGCUUCUCCAGCAAAGGCUGAACGUGAGCAAGACCCUCAUAGUGGACUGGGACGUGCACCACGGAAAUGGGACCCAGCAGGCGUUCUACAGCGACCCGAAUGUCCUGUACAUCUCCCUACACCGCUACGACGACGGGAACUUCUUCCCGGGCAGCGGGGCACCUGACGAGGUGGGCACAGGGCCGGGCGUGGGCUUCAACGUCAACAUGGCUUUCACCGGUGGCCUCGACCCACCCAUGGGAGACGCUGAGUACUUGGCGGCCUUCAGGACCGUGGUCAUGCCAAUCGCGAGCGAGUUUGCCCCGGACGUGGUGCUGGUGUCAUCAGGCUUCGACGCAGUGGAGGGCCACCCCACGCCUCUCGGCGGCUACAACCUCUCCGCCAAGUGUUUCGGGUACCUGACGAAGCAGCUGAUGGGCUUGGCUGGAGGCCGGAUUAUUCUGGCCCUGGAGGGGGGCCACGACCUCACGGCCAUUUGCGACGCCUCGGAAGCAUGUGUUUCUGCUUUGCUGGGAAACGAGCUUGAUCCUCUUCCUGAAAAGGUUUUGCAGCAGAGACCCAAUGCUAACGCUGUCCGGUCCAUGGAGAAGGUCAUUGAAAUCCACAGCCAGUACUGGCGCUCCCUGCAGCGCCCCUCCUCCACGGCGGGGCGCUCGCUGGUCGAGGCCCAGAAGUGCGAGAGCGAGGAGGCCGAGACCGUCACCGCCAUGGCCUCGCUGUCCGUGGGCGUGAAGCCGGCCGAGAAGAGACCCGACGAGGAGCCCAUGGAAGAGGAGCCGCCCCUGUAGCCUCUCCCGAAGCCGCGGGUCUCUUGUUUGUUUGUCUCUGUCUUGAAGCUCCGCCAAGAAAAGUUCCUGUUACUCUGCGUCCUGCCACGGCGUUCUUAGGGCGCCAGGCACGGCAGGGCUCGGGCGGCG